AUGAGUUGCCACGCAUGUUCUCGUGCUCCGAAUCCACGGUUGCCUUUCUGUUGCGCAACAUGUGCCCGUUCCCAUCUAUACCAACUGCGAGUCGAACAUGUGAAAGUCCUCUUAGAAAAAGAAGUCAUAGGAAAACAAAUUGAUGAGGCUGUCGCACAUAGAGAAACUCAAGGGAGAGCUGAAGAAAUUGAUGGAGUGGUCCCCGAAUCAGCUAUGGAGGGCCAUAGUCGCUGGGCCAUUCAGGCUAUCGCCAACAGGCAAGCAAAUUCAUCAACAAGGACAAAAACACUUGGGGAUCAAGUUGAAGUGUUGGUCGCUGAAAUAAACGAUAAGAAGCUUGAUAUAUCUCAGCGCAAGCUCACCCUGGCACGGCGAAAUUCUGACACUGAAUCUGCGAAGUAUCAACUUCUGGAGCGUGAAGGCGCCAUGCUGACCGCAAUACAAAACAACACCAGAAGGACGGAACAUCUCUGGCAUAAUCUGCACACCAAGACAAUAGAUGCACGGAUAUUCCUCUGCAGGGAGGCUGCUAAUAUCUAUGGAUUGCGGCAGAAGAGCAAGAGGAUCAACGGGGAUAGUAAAGAGACCUACAUGCUUGGUGGCAUGCCGAUCAUAGACUUGCGAGAAAUGAAUGGAAAGUUGAGACCCUUUAUUUUGACCCUGUCCAAAUGA
Molecule: messenger RNA, 672 nt
Organism: Aspergillus chevalieri
Lineage: Eukaryota; Fungi; Ascomycota; Eurotiomycetes; Eurotiales; Aspergillaceae
Product: Atg14 domain-containing protein
Exons: 1
Coding region: 1-672 (223 amino acids)
Source: RefSeq, a predicted model, not a curated record